Molecule: messenger RNA, 1574 nt
Organism: Oryza sativa Japonica Group (Japanese rice)
Lineage: Eukaryota; Viridiplantae; Streptophyta; Magnoliopsida; Poales; Poaceae
Product: probable prolyl 4-hydroxylase 6
Biological process (GO): peptidyl-proline hydroxylation to 4-hydroxy-L-proline
Cellular component (GO): endoplasmic reticulum
Molecular function (GO): procollagen-proline 4-dioxygenase activity; L-ascorbic acid binding; iron ion binding
Source: RefSeq, a predicted model, not a curated record
GACUGUUCGUGGCAGACUACUGCACCUUUGGGUGGGUCACUCCCAAGUCAAGCAUGACCCAGCACGCAGCAGUGCCGCACCGCACCGCACCGCACCACCGCUCAUCCGAGCAAACGUGGAGAGGAAAUGGCAGAAUCCGAUUCCCCCGCACCAGCACCGGCUCGCAUUGCACCCUUGCACCGUUGCACGCACGCAGAAAAGAAAAGAAAACGUCGCGCACCGACGCGGCCCUCGUGACGGACGGGGUCAAAACCGUCGACGAGACGGCCGCGCGCCCACGGAACACAGGCGAUCCCGCCUCUUGUCUUUCCAGUGGGCGCCGCGCCGGAAUUCCAACUCCACAGACCGCGCUACCUUUCCCACUCCUCUGCCUCUGCUCUGCUUCACCUUCCUUCCACCAUAGCAGCGGUUAAAUAUUUAUAUAAGCGAGAAACCGCUCACCCAAGCGGCCAUGAACCCGCUCCCAUGGCGCCCCUCCGAACACUCGUUAUCUUCCUCCUCCUCCUCCUCGCGCUCGUCCCGGCACUCUCGCGCCCGGAUGGCGGCGGCGGCGGCUUCUAUGACCCGGCGCGCGUCACCCAGCUAUCCUGGCGCCCCAGGGCGUUCCUGUACAGCGGCUUCCUCUCGCACGACGAGUGCGACCACCUCGUCAAUCUGGCGAAGGGGAGGAUGGAGAAGUCGAUGGUUGCAGACAAUGAUUCCGGCAAGAGUAUCAUGAGCCAGGUGCGCACCAGCUCCGGCACCUUCUUAUCGAAGCACGAGGACGACAUUGUUUCUGGAAUUGAAAAGCGUGUAGCUGCUUGGACAUUUCUUCCUGAAGAAAACGCCGAGUCAAUUCAGAUUCUGCAUUAUGAGCUUGGUCAGAAGUAUGAUGCCCACUUCGAUUAUUUCCAUGACAAGAACAACCUUAAGCGUGGGGGUCAUCGAGUCGCCACUGUGCUUAUGUACUUGACCGAUGUCAAAAAGGGUGGAGAGACUGUAUUUCCAAAUGCUGCGGGAAGGCAUUUACAACUCAAGGAUGAAACUUGGUCUGAUUGUGCAAGAUCUGGCCUGGCAGUGAAGCCAAAGAAAGGCGAUGCGCUACUGUUCUUCAGUCUCCAUGUUAACGCGACAACGGAUCCAGCCAGUCUUCAUGGAAGCUGUCCGGUGAUCGAAGGCGAGAAAUGGUCUGCAACGAAAUGGAUCCAUGUCAGAUCAUUUGAUAAUCCUCCGGAUGUAAGCCUGGAUUUGCCGUGUUCCGAUGAAAACGAGCGCUGCACGAGAUGGGCUGCUGUUGGAGAGUGUUACAGGAACCCAAAAUACAUGGUUGGCACCAAGGAUUCGCUCGGAUUCUGCCGCAAGAGCUGCGGGGUUUGCGAUGCUUAAACCCUGCACCCGCCAAACUGAAGAUCUGAAAAUCAAAGUGUCAUGUUAGGCUGUUAGCUAUUUUCGCCCACUUUACUUACACAGUUACACUACUUGAGAAGUUGAGAUGUACAUAACAGACAAAGCAGGUUUAUUAGUAUGUGUUUCUGUGUAGUUUAACCUUGAACGAUAUUGAUUGAAAGUAAUUGGAACUUUUUUUCAGGUCUAAA